AUGUUACGGCCUAUGCUCAGCUUCACAGUCGUCGUGGCUUUGAUCAGUCUCAUGGCGCAUGCUAGUCCCAUCGCGACACUGGAAAAGCGACUUAUGACGGUCUUCACCGUACAGCCCGAUACUUUGGGGGAGUGGGCUGUGGAGGAUUCAUAUGGUCGGCACACCACUGAACCAUACAAAAGCUUUAAAUCUGUCGACUACAAGGAGUUUUCUGCCUGCUUGCUCGAGUGUGCCCAGAACACUGCCUGUGAAAUGUUGCAGUGGACGGGCGGUCAUCCCACUGCCGGGUCUGCGACCCAGGAGUCGCAAUUACCCACAUGCAAACUUUACAAAGAGUUGAAUAUGCAGAGUGUUGGACCAAUGGACCCCGAGGCACCAGAUGGGGAAUGCUUGAUGGCCAGGUUGGGCGAUUUCCCUAACCCAAACCCAAAAUCGCCGAGCUACGCAAUCGAAUUGACUUGGACGCCAGCUACUCCUGUGGCGUCAUUGGAAAAACGAGAUAUGCAAGUCUUCACCGUUCAAAAUAAUACCCGGGGCACGUGGACAGACUCUCGCGGAAUCCUGGCGCCCUUGGCAAUUCACGAGUCCCCAAACGUCACUGGCAUUUCCAGCUGCAUGGCGUUGUGCGUCCAGAAUACCGGUCAGUGCCUAUCCAUCGAUCUGCUCCUUGUCCUUAUGAUCAGACCGUUUCCAACUCUUAUCAUAUCCCCCAUGAUCACGACCAGCUUGUAA
Molecule: messenger RNA, 732 nt
Organism: Filobasidium floriforme
Lineage: Eukaryota; Fungi; Basidiomycota; Tremellomycetes; Filobasidiales; Filobasidiaceae
Exons: 5
Coding region: 1-732 (243 amino acids)
Source: RefSeq, a predicted model, not a curated record